Molecule: messenger RNA, 1098 nt
Organism: Dracunculus medinensis (Guinea worm)
Lineage: Eukaryota; Metazoa; Nematoda; Chromadorea; Rhabditida; Dracunculidae
Source: the annotation of a GenBank genome assembly
GCAAUGAAAUACAAUGAAUCAGGGUUCGAAAGUAAGUUUUUGGAAAAAGACAGUGAGCAUGGCACUUACUAUCUCAUCUUUUUAGAUGUAACAGUUGGUUCUGAAUGGUUUCCAAGGCAUAUCGGUGAUCUCGAUGUAUGCGCUAAACGAGUUAUUAUGUAUGGCAGUGGAUUAAGCGGCGAUCAUCCUGGUUUUACUGAUGAAACAUAUCGAAAGCGUCGCUUGCUAUUUGCUGAAAUGGCAAACAACUACAAACAGAAAACGAUUUACUUGAAAUUGCGAGAAUUACAUCAAAAACAUGCGUGCAAGGAAUUUCUUGAAAAUUUUAAAUUUCUCGAACGAUUUUGCAAUUAUUCAGAGAACAACAUUCCCCAGCUAGAAGAAAUCUCCCGAUUUCUAAAAGCAAAAAGUGGUUUUACUUUACGACCUGUCGCCGGAUAUCUGUCUGCGCGCGAUUUUCUCGCCUGUCUUGCUUUUCGCGUAUUCUGUUGCACGCAGUACAUACGACAUCACUCGGAUCCAUUUUACACUCCGGAACCCGAUACGGUUCAUGAAUUAAUCGGACAUGUUCCACUUCUAGCCGACCCCCUAUUCGCUCAGUUCACUCAAGAUAUUGGCCUAGCUUCAUUAGGAGCUUCGGAGGAUGACCUAAAGAAACUCGCAACGAUAUAUUUUUUCACUAUCGAGUUUGGUUUAUGUCGCAGUCAUAGCAGCGAACAACUUUACGAAAAUGAUCGCAUAAGAAAGAACGGUGAAUUAAAAGUUUAUGGAGCUGGUCUCCUUUCUUCAGCCAAUGAACUACAACAUGCGAUAUCAAACGAUGCGAAUGUGGAGGAAUUUCAACUUGAAAAAGUAAUAAAGCAGUCCUGCCUUGUUACGACGUAUCAGGAAAAUUACUUUUAUACGCGUACUUUUGAGGAAGUAAUACAGAAAUUAAGAUCAUUUACGAUGAAUAUGAAUCGACCAUUCAUUGCGCGUUACAAUCCAUACACGGAAACCAUUGAAGUGCUGAAUAAUAAGCGUACAUUGAUGAUGGCUGUCAGUUCAAUCCGUUCGGAUAUCAAUCUUCUCUCUAAUGCUUUAAAUAAUGUCCUCUGA